AUGCCUUUCGUAAAAAUAGCUAUAUAUUUCGUUGAUCGGUUCAAUGAGAAUAUUCCUCCAUUACAAUUUCAAUUUCAAUUUCCAUUUUUCUUCUUCUGCCUCUCCAUUUACCUAAUCGGUUACUUCAUCAUCUUCCGUAACAGAAACCCUAAAAUCCGAACCGAAUUCUCCAGCUGUUUAAUCUCACUCUUCCACGGCACUCCCGCCGCGAUCCUCGGCGCAAUCGCAAUCUUCUCCGACGCCAACCGCGGCUUCGCAGCCUCCAACACACCGUUCCAGAAAACCGAUCUCGAUUACAGCAUCGCUUACUUCGUAACCGAUCUGUUACACUACGUCGUUUUCAUCCCAGGCGACGUUCUCUUCAUCGCUCACCAUUUAGCCACGCUUUUCGUCAUCGUCACGUGCCGUUAUGUUGUCUCUCACGGCGCUUUCUCCGUCGUCGUUUUGCUUGUGCUCGCUGAAGUGACCAGCGCGUGUCAGAAUACGUGGACGCUCGCCGGUGCUUGUAGAUUGGAGAACCGCUUCGCCGCUAGGGUUUACGAUGCUUUGUCUCCGCCGUUUUAUGUGGUGUAUACUGUUGUGAGGGGGUUUGUGGGCCCUUACUUUGUUUUUAGAAUGGUGCUGUUUUAUGCCAGUGGCCUUGCUUCUGGGCUUGUUCCUACCUGGGUUUGGGUUUCUUGGGCUGUGGUUGUGUUUUCGGCUAUUGGUGUUAGUAUUUUGUGGGUGUACUCUCGUUGGGUUGAACUCAUUGGGGAAAGAACUGCUACCAAAUUAGAGCAAAAAGUUAGAUAGGGUUUCUUUAUUCUUUUGUUUUGCGACACCCUCUUGUUGCUAGUGUUGUUUUUGGGGCUACCAAAUCAUGGCAGCUCCAGGAGGUUUUAAAUGCAUGCAAGAUCAAGCUCACAUCUGAAGUCAUUGAAGAAAUUAACAAGAUUCAUUCAAGGUUUCCAAAUCCAUGUCCCUGAACUGAAGAUUGCAGAUAAUUACUCUAAAAAGUGUACAUGGGGGGAUAAAAAGACUAACUCACAUAUACACUGUAAA
Molecule: messenger RNA, 1041 nt
Organism: Lathyrus oleraceus (garden pea)
Lineage: Eukaryota; Viridiplantae; Streptophyta; Magnoliopsida; Fabales; Fabaceae
Product: TLC domain-containing protein At5g14285
Exons: 3
Coding region: 1-792 (263 amino acids)
Cellular component (GO): membrane
Source: RefSeq, a predicted model, not a curated record